GCGUCGAGCAUAACUCCAGAGGGCGGGGUUUGAGUCUCGGCAACGUUAAGUUGUUUUCAUCGACUGUGUGGCGGAGAAGUGCAAGCACCGUUCGCUAUGCAGACGUAAACUAACAGCUGUCGAUGAGGCCGCCGCCGACAAACGACAACGUCCGGGUUUAAUCGCCACGGAGAACGGUUCAAGCGAACGUUAGAGCAUUACAGCAGCGGUUUAAUUGUUUUUUCGUGGCCAUGGAGGAGAAGAAGGAGGAGGGGGAAGCGGAGAUCCAGGAACACGGACCCGAGCACUGGUUCUCCAAAUGGGAGCGGCAGUGCCUAGCGGAGGCCGAGCAGGAGGAACCGAGCGAGGAGGAGACCGAGCAGAGCCAACAAAAACAUUGGCAUCUCUUCCAGAACUCCGCCACCGCCGUCGCACAACUGUAUAAAGAUAGAGUAUGUCAACAACAGGGGCUUUCCUUGUGGGUUCCCUUUCAAAAUGCUGCAACCGCCGUCACUAACCUAUACAAAGAGAGUGUUGAUGCCCAUCAGCGGAGUUAUGAGCUGGGUAUUCAGAUAGGUCAUCAGAGACGAAACAAAGAUGUCCUGGCGUGGGUGAAGAAAAGGAGGCGGACUAUUCGGCGUGAGGAUCUUAUCAGCUUUCUCUGUGGUAAAGCCCCACCGCCACGUAGCUCCAGGGCUCCGCCAAGACUUGCAAUGGUGUCACCAAGCCGACCCACGUCCUCGGAGACAAGUUCAUCUGUAGAAACAGACCUGCAGCCUUUCAGGGAGGCCAUUGCUCUGCAUGGUCUGAGCGGAGCCAUGGCGAGUAUCAGUAUGCGCUCUGGAGCCCCGGGUUCACCUACACACCUGAGUGCUAGCUCCGCCCCCAGUCGCCGCAGAAACGGCCUCCACGACGUGGACCUCAACACUUUCAUUGCUGAGGAGAUGGCGCUCCACCUCGACAACGGAACUCGGAAACGAAGCUCCGCCCAGUGCAAUGAUGUCAUAACAGACUCGCCCACUCACAAACGCAAUAGGAUGAUCUGAGCUCUUAAGAAAAAGAAAACGACAACAACAACAGCGAAAAAAUGCCACUCCUCAGUCAUCCUCCCAUCUUUAUUCAGACCAGGAAAUAAAAGCAGCCAAUAACAGUGCUCACCACAGCCCAGCACGUUCUCCGAUUGGUCUACAGAGCCCAGUUGAGGUCAUCGGUGGGGGACGGUGUUCAGUGCAGAGGCCUAAGUGCCCUUCCAUAGGAUCCUGUCGACAAACACACGACCCUCAUUCACUAAAUUGCUGUGUGAGUUGAUUGUGCGCGUGUACGGAUGUGUUACGGCUGAACCGAGACGUGAUCGAACGCAGGAACGAGAACAACAUUUUUGUGUGCAUGUUUGCAACAUAAUGAGCAAUGUCUGUAUGACUGUGUAUACAAGUACUUGAUGUGUGUGAGUGAAUGACUGAUGUUGUGUUAGAGGGUGUUUGUGUGUGUGUGUGGUACCUGCCUCUUCCUCCAGCACCUGUCACUGCCCCAGCUUUCAGUUACCACACGCUGCGGCUUUGAAAAGCAACAAAUGUUUUAUUUUAAUAUUAUUGACAAUGUUAUUCAUGAUUUUUUUUCUUUGCCUUCUAUUAAUUCUGCUCUAGCAGCAGGCACAAGUGCUAUGAUAGCCAUACGUCCGCUGUCAUGCACAUCUCUCAAUCACUUACUUUUCUUCAAUAAUUUCCCUUCAUUCUUCCUGAGCAUCCUUUUUUUUUUUUUUUUUCAUUCAUCCUCUUUCGUCACACUUCCCCAGCACCUUUGUCUCCAGUGUAACAUUAUGUAAUGUAAAUACAUGUAGGUGCUGACAUAGACUUGUGGUACAUAUUGUAAAAAAAAGCUGUGCAGAGACCAUUGAAUUGUUAAUGUACAAUAAUGAUUCUUGCAUUAAAGAAAUCAAGCUUUUAACUA
Messenger RNA from Megalobrama amblycephala (Wuchang bream), 1926 nucleotides. RefSeq names its product telomere attrition and p53 response 1 protein (gene hapstr1b). The transcript has 4 exons. The record is from RefSeq and is a predicted model, not a curated record. NCBI's taxonomy places the organism in Eukaryota, Metazoa, Chordata, Actinopteri, Cypriniformes, Xenocyprididae. Bases 231 to 1025 code for a protein of 264 amino acids.